Oenanthe melanoleuca is the source of this 2717-nucleotide messenger RNA. RefSeq names its product cytohesin 1 interacting protein (gene CYTIP). NCBI's taxonomy places the organism in Eukaryota, Metazoa, Chordata, Aves, Passeriformes, Muscicapidae. The record is from RefSeq and is a predicted model, not a curated record. The transcript is spliced from 8 exons. Gene Ontology annotation, molecular function: protein binding. Gene Ontology annotation, cellular component: cell cortex. Gene Ontology annotation, biological process: regulation of cell adhesion. The coding region runs from base 1249 to 2418 and encodes 389 amino acids.
AGUCACUGGGUUUCAGGAACGUCAGACGGCUGCCGCAGGAACCCGGGGGCGCUUUGUUUUCAUCACAUCGCAGGGUGACCGCGGGCAGGAAAAGGGGAAGCGGCUCUGAGUCACCCCGCGCUCUGUGCGCCUGCAAGUGAGCAAACGACACCAGAGUUUUCUCAGGAAAAGUGAGAGAGCUUUCCCCUUGCCUGCUGUGCUUUUUAAACACCUGUUUCCCCCUGAACCCGGAGGGGCCCCCCCCAGGAGCUCGGAGGAGAAGGACAGAUGUAAACACGGUGCUGCUGUGGAGCGCAGCGCUUCCCGGCCGCUGUCCGUCCCCAGGAGAGGCAGCGGGACCGCGGGCACUCGCCACAGAUCAGCCCCAGCCUCCUCCUGUCUCCUGACAGGCUGCCUCUGUCUCGGAGGAGCCGGGCCUCUGAGGGAUGGGGACGGACUGAGCUUGAGGCACCCCGGCCAAAGCGGGGAUGGAUCCCCGGCGGUGGCAGGGACUGCUCCCUGCGCUUCUCCAGCACGUCCAGCAGCAGGGAACCUGCAGCCUGCUCCACGCCACGCUGCAAUAACAGCAGGCCAGGCAAUAACGAGUGAAAAACAGACCCAGCCAGAAGCUGAGAGUCAUGAACCUUCCCCGAGCUCUGGGCAGGCAGGAAAGGCGCAGGGUGACAUCUGGCCAGGGCAGCCCCUCGAGCCCUGUCCUGGGCACUCUGCCCGGAUUCCGCCGUGCCAGGGAACCCCCUGGUCCCCUCGGAGAUGUCAGUGCUGUGCCGAGGGCACUGUCCUGCCCUGGCUCUGCCGCAUUUCCAUCUCCUGCCGUGGCCUGCAGCUCAUUUCCCUGCCUGCAGCUGCAGGCCCUGCACCGACACCAGCGGCCAAGGCAGAGUCGUUCCCGUCUUUGCCGAAAGGUGAGCUGAGGGAUGCCGGGGAUGCCGAGCAAGUCAGAGUGCGGCAGGCUGAGCUCAGGUGAGCGCCCCAGGCAGGCAGGGCUGGAAGGACAAAUCCUGGCAGAGCAGCAGCUGCUGCUGAGAGCCGUGCGCAGGAAUGGAAAAAUUAAGCAGAUUUCUCUAAGUGCCAAGCCUGAUUCUUAACCGCCGUGUGAGCGCGGGGCACACCGAGAGCCUGGGGCGCUGCGAGGAGGGGUUUGUGUAACUCGCACCUAAACCACACAUCACGUGGAGCCCCUUCCGCUCUCCCCUGCUGGCGGGGAUGGCACCGCGCUCGCCCUGAGCCCCGGCCACGGCCGGGCUGGCCAUGGCCCUGCGGCGGCUCCUGCAGCCCAGCCCGAGCCGCAGCCCCGCGGGCGAGCGGGCACUGCCCGCCGACGGCAGCGGGAUGCAGAAUUCGGGCAGCACGGUGGGCACGGACGGCAGGGGAAUGCAGAAUUCGGGCAGCACGGUGGGCACGGACGGCAGGGGAAUGCAGAAUUCGGGCAGCGCGGUGCCCAUGGACGGCAGGAGGAUACAGAACCUGGCCAGCACUGUGGGCACGCUGCCCCGCGGCCGCAGACAGCUCGCUUUGGCCAGAUCCAGCUCCUCAGGUGACUCCUCCAAGCCCCAAAGGCACCUCGUGGCCAUUCUGAAGGAAGACAAGGAGACAUUCGGGUUUGAAAUCCAGACGAUCAGGUUUCCUCACCAGAAGGAUUUCUCCCUGGAGGUGUGCACCUGUGUCUGCAGGGUGCAGGAGGAGAGCCCUGCCCAUCUGUCUGGGCUGCAGGCUGGGCACAUCCUCUCCUGCAUCAACGGCCUCAGCGUCCAGGGCUUCGGCCACAAGCAGAUUGUGGACCUGAUAAAGUCUUCAGGGAACUAUUUGAGGCUGGAGACUGUCAAUGGGGCCCUGUUCCUGAGGAAAAUGGAGCUGGAGACCAGACUGCAGGCUCUCAAGCAGGAGCUGCACCAGCGUUGGGGGGAGCUGCGGGCGCUGCUGGCCCGGGAGCGGCUGCUGCUGCACGGGGAGGUGAAUGACAACGCUCUGCUGGCCACGCUGGAGCCGGCAGAGCCCGGCUGCGGGGGCUGCAGCCCCCCGGGACCCCUCCUGCCGGCCAAGCCCCGCUUCUCCAGCGAGAGCAGCUCCCGCAGCCGCCUCAGCUCCAUGACCCUGGGCAGCGAGGACAGCUUCUACCAGGGCAGCGCCCCGGAGGACUGGGCGGACAGCCUGAGCCGCCAGUCCAGCCUGGACGAUGACUGCGUGUUCCCCCGGGACGGGGACGGAGCCGCCCGCAGCUCCCUGCGCAGGAACCGCAGCAUCAGCCUGGCCAGCAGCGGCUCCCUGUCCCCGCUCUGGGCGGGCAGCGGCUCCAGCGCCUUCUCCAGCAGCUUCGGGACCCUCCCGCGCAAGAGCCGCCGAGGCAGCGUUCGGAAACACCUCCUGAGGCUCAUCCCGGGCUUCCACCGGGCGGUGGAGGAGGAGGAAAGCCGGGUCUGAUGUCAGCGGGGUCACCCUGCUCCCAGCGGGGCACAGCACGCCCAGACUGCAGCUCUGAUGAGACACACUCGGCUCUGGGCGGUGAUUGCUGCCGGCUUUAAUCAGAGCACGCUGCGGACCUCUUCAUCAACCCGAAAAACGAGCGGCUCCAAAACGUGCAGAACCUGUGCAGAACUUCCUCAGCGAACUUCACUGUUAAUAACGGUUUUUAAUUGAAUGCCAAAUUGAUAGCUAUUUAUUUCCUGCUGCCGGAGUCAGUGUCUUCCAAAGGUCUUGAAUAAAGAGAGUGCUUCCACUAA